AUGGACAGCUGGAGACAAAAAAUAGACUUUACAAAACCAGGCAUUCUGCUGCUUGUUCUGUCCGCUCCUAAACUCAUUAAAAACAGCCAGAAGUCUGAUGCCAAUGGGAACCUUUACUGCACAUUACAUAAAUGUAAAAAUAACAGCUAUCAUGGUGUUGCUGACAGGCACAUAUUAAAUGGACUGAUGUGUCCAGAAUCUCCUGUGUCCAUGCUGUCCUCUGAUGAAAAAAGGAAGGCCCAGGGUGACAUUUGGCAAGGUUCCAGCAGCGUAAGCUCUUUGUUUCUUUAUGAAACCCAGUGCACUCACCACUCGCUUAAUAAGGUCUCCUCUCACCUGGUCCUCUAUGUCCUAAGGCCUGGAACCUGUGAACAGUUGCAGAGAAAGGAGUAUGGUAAUUCUGAAGGCGAGAAUUGUGAUUCUAUGAGAGCCGUGACCAACAGGGAUGACUUGGACCAAGGAGUCAAAGUAAUUAUUGGGCAGCUCCAUAAAAGGAGUGAGAAUCAAGCAGGAACCGACAAUGGUGAAGCUCUUCCUGAAUCCAUCCCCUCAGCUCCAGGGACACUGCCUCAUUUCAUAGAGGAGCCGGAUGAUGCUUAUAUCAUCAAGAGCAACCCCAUUGCACUCAGGUGCAAAGCAAGGCCAGCCAUGCAGAUAUUCUUCAAAUGCAAUGGUGAAUGGGUCCACCAAAAUGAACACAUCUCUGAGGAAAGUCUAGACGAGAGUUCAGGCUUGAAGGUCCGGGAGGUUUUCAUCAAUGUCACCAGGCAGCAGGUGGAGGACUUCCAUGGGCCGGAGGACUACUGGUGCCAGUGCGUGGCAUGGAGCCACCUGGGCACCUCCAAAAGCAGGAAGGCCUCUGUGCGCAUAGCCUACUUACGGAAAAACUUUGAGCAAGAUCCGCAAGGAAGGGAGGUGCCUAUCGAGGGGAUGAUCGUGCUGCACUGCCGCCCACCGGAGGGAGUACCUGCUGCAGAGGUGGAAUGGCUGAAAAAUGAAGAGCCCAUUGAUUCUGAACAAGAUGAGAACAUUGACACCAGGGCUGACCACAACCUAAUCAUCAGGCAGGCACGGCUCUCUGACUCAGGGAAUUACACCUGCAUGGCAGCCAACAUAGUGGCCAAGAGGAGAAGCCUGUCAGCUACAGUGGUGGUCUAUGUGAAUGGAGGCUGGUCUUCCUGGACAGAGUGGUCAGCCUGCAAUGUUCGCUGUGGUAGAGGAUGGCAGAAACGUUCCCGGACCUGCACCAACCCAGCUCCUCUCAAUGGUGGGGCGUUUUGUGAGGGAAUGUCAGUGCAGAAAAUAACCUGCACUUCUCUUUGUCCUGUGGAUGGGAGCUGGGAAGUGUGGAGUGAGUGGUCAGUCUGCAGCCUAGAGUGCGAGCAUCUCAGGAUCCGAGAGUGCACAGCGCCACCCCCAAGGAAUGGGGGCAAGUUCUGUGAAGGCCUCAGCCAGGAAUCUGAAAACUGCACAGACGGGCUCUGCAUUCUAGAUAAAAAACCUCUUCAUGAAAUAAAACCCCAAAGCAUCGAGAAUGCCAGCGACAUCGCUCUAUAUUCGGGCCUGGGUGCUGCGGUCGUCGCCGUUGCAGUCUUGGUCAUCGGAGUCACCCUUUACAGACGGAGCCAGAGUGACUAUGGCGUGGACGUCAUUGACUCCUCUGCAUUGACAGGUGGCUUCCAGACCUUCAACUUCAAAACGGUCCGUCAAGGUAACUCCCUGCUCCUGAACCCUGCCAUGCAGCCGGACCUGACAGUGAGCCGCACAUACAGUGGCCCCAUCUGUCUACAGGACCCGCUGGACAAGGAGCUUAUGACGGAGUCCUCACUCUUCAACCCUCUGUCAGACAUCAAGGUCAAAGUCCAGAGCUCCUUUAUGGUUUCCCUGGGAGUGUCAGAGAGAGCUGACUACCGUGGCAAGAACCACUCGGGGACCUUUCCCCAUGGAAACAGCCAUGGCUUUAGCGCAGUGCAUCCCAGAAACAAAACUCCCUACAUCCAAAACCUGUCGUCCCUCCCCACAAGGACAGAACUGAGGACAACCGGUGUCUUUGGCCACUUAGGGGGGCGCCUCGUCAUGCCAAAUACAGGGGUGAGUUUACUCAUACCACAUGGCGCCAUCCCAGAGGAAAAUUCUUGGGAGAUUUACAUGUCCAUCAACCAAGGUGAACCCAGCGAGGAAGUGGUUUCAGAUGAAAGGCAUCAAGGUGGACAGCUACUGGAGGAACCAAAGUUGCUGCACUUCAAAGGGAACACCUUCAGUCUCCAGAUCUCCGUCCUUGACAUCCCUCCAUUCCUCUGGAGAAUUAAACCAUUCACUGCAUGCCAGGAAGUCCCAUUCUCUCGCGUGUGGUGCAGUAACCGGCAGCCCCUGCACUGUGCCUUCUCCCUGGAGCGCUACACGCCCACCACCACCCAGCUGUCCUGCAAAAUCUGCAUCCGGCAGCUCAAAGGCCAUGAACAGAUCCUCCAAGUGCAGACAUCCAUCCUAGAGAGUGAACGAGAAACCAUCACUUUCUUUGCGCAAGAGGACAGCGCUUUCCCUGCACAGACUGGCCCCAAAGCCUUCAAAAUUCCCUAUUCUAUCAGACAGCGGAUUUGUGCUACGUUUGAUACUCCCAAUGCCAAAGGCAAGGACUGGCAGAUGUUAGCACAGAAAAACAGCAUCAACAGGAAUUUAUCUUAUUUUGCUACACAAAGUAGCCCAUCUGCUGUCAUUUUGAACCUGUGGGAAGCUCGUCAUCAGCAUGAUGGUGACCUUGACUCCCUGGCCUGUGCCCUUGAAGAAAUUGGAAGGACACACACGAAACUCUCAAACAUUACAGAAUCGCAGCUUGAUGAAGCCGACUUCAACUACAGCAGGCAAAAUGGACUCUAGUCGACUUCCUCUCAUGAGGCAGAGGGAUGGCCAGCUUUGGGACAUUGCUUUAAAUGGGAAAGAGGCAGGUUUCUACCCAGUGGCAUUUUGGGAAUUCAGCUUUUAUGAUCAGUGAGAUUCCUUGGUUAAAAGAAACUGAAAUUUGUAUAGGUGAAAGAUAUUAGUAGGGAAAAGUCCAAGUUCUUUUAGACACAGGAGAGCUUUACUGUCUCCCUUGAAUCCACAUGCAGGUUAACAGUAGAUGCCACCCUCAGAUUUGGAAUGACAAGGAUAGAAGUGCAGGCAUAUCUGUACUGAAGUAGCUGGGGAAAGAGGUGAGCUAUGAUAAAGCUAGGAGGCAGAGAUUGAUUAAGUGCAUGUUCUGAAACAGGUUUUUAAUGAUAUGCUCCUUAGGACCAGCUGACUCUGGUACCAGAUUGUCCGAGUUUUUCUAUCAACUGGCAUCUGUGAAUUUGGGAAUCAUUGUAAAACUGGUCUUUACAAUGACACAGGAUUGCCAAUCCGUUUUUAUGACUUCACCAUUGUCAAGGAGGAUAUAUAGAAUUUAGAGUCUGAAUCUAUCACACCAGCACCAAAUUCCUGUCUGCACUAGACAAUGCAGACAAGACUGAAGAGUAAGAUAGACCACAAACUAGUUCUUGUAGUAUACCGCACUUUGAUUUGUUCCCAUUUCUUCUGAUCUUCCUUUACCCAAUGGAAUAGAAUGAGUUAAAAGAACAGAAUCAGACCUUUUGAUAUGAAAAUGUAUUCAAUCUGACUUGACAUGAGCAUCUCUCUUCCCAGAUAAACCACCCAAACUGUGGAGUGCUAUUAGAGCACAGCUUAUUAUUACAUUUACAUGAGAUAGUGAAGGUCUAGCUAGGCCAAAGGAUACAUAUGAGCUGCAGAUGUCACAGUUCUUAAACAAGCGGUCAUUGUGGGAGACAGAUGUCAAUCGGUGCAAGGGCAGUUUUGUGAUAAGGGAGCAAGGAGUUUUACUGUGCUUUCUAACCCAAAUUCUAGAAAUGUUCCCAACUUUUCAGUUUUAGGUUCUCACGAAACCCCUUCGCAGGGCUGUAAGUCAUCUUCCUUUUGCCUCAUGGAGAAUUAGCACAUAGUCUUUGUUCUCGAUGAUACUGAUUAAGUAGACCUAAAGAAUACCUCCACCACGGUGUCCCAGGAGCCACAUGAACCCUGCAGGAGCUUUCAAGUUCUGGCUGCUCACCUUCAUCAUAUAGUGUUCUCUAUAGAACUAUUAAUACAUAGCUAUCACUAUAUAAUUCUUUUUUAAAAGAGGAGGUGGCAAUACUAUACAGAAUGAAAAUCUGCAGAUAAUUCAUGACACUCAUCUUAACAGCUGACUCCAUCUUUUUAUCCUAUUUAAGUCUUUCUGUCAAGAUAUCCUAGUAGACUAAAUAUGAACAGAUAAUGCUACCACUCAUCAUUGGUGGAUGUUCCCAUUCGCUGUCCAUAAUCAGGACAACCAAAGUCAAGAGCUGAGAUUCACUACAAGGUAACUAAUCAGCUACUUAGAGCUUGGCUACAUUAGAAUAGGAUAAAAGUAGCCAGGGAAUGAAGGAAAUAAGGAGUACUUGACAAUGGGCAUAUAAUCAGUUUUUUUUAAAAAAAAAUGUUUGUAGAUCCCUUGUUUAAAAAUAUAUAUAUAUAUAUUAUGGAUCUCUUCUCAAGAGGAAAUAGACCUGAAGACAGGUUGAACUUAUGAUACCAUUGGUAAGCAUUGAAGUCUUCAAUGCAUUGGCCAUUUUUUUCUAACUAACGUGUGGUAUAUGUAUGUGGUCCCCUGUUUUAGAUAGAAGGCUUUGCUAUAAUGUAACUCAAAAGCAUUUGCUUUUCUCAGGAACCAAAGGCUUAUUACAUAGAACAAACAAAUCAUCUUUGAACCAUUGAGCAUAUUUUCAAAAUAUCAUGCCUAGGUCAGGAAAACACCCUUUUGCUAGUGUGCUCCACUUGUUUAUUUCUUCUGGGGAACAACUCAGAGACAUUAUGAAAAUGUAAAUCACUUGAUAUUACUAGUAUGACUUUUGAGAGAGAGAGGUGGAAAUAGAUGACCAGUCACAAUACCCUAGAGAGGUGACUGGCAUGACCAGGUGCACAUAGAAUCUGCAUCCGUCUGUUGAGGAAUAACCUGUUUAAGCACAUUGUAGAGCUUAUGUUAAUUUACACCUUGGAGGGUUUUGUUUUAAAUCAUCUUGCACUUUUUUUUUCUUUCCUUCUAAUUGGCCUAAUAAUUCUUUCAUCUAUUCUGUGAUUCCACACAAGUCCUUUGUAGAUUUUAAAAAAUAUUUUAAAAGAGUUGAAACUUACAUGAUUUCCCUUGGAACCUCUCUAGAUUAUUUUAAAAUGAGAUGAGAUUAUGGUUAAUCCCUGAAUGUCUGAAGUUUCCUCUAUUUUGAGGCUUUUUCUUUUGGCCUGGGUUUAUCAACACACUUUAACACUGCAUCACAUAUAGGCAAGGUUAAUAUGACUCACCUCAGAUUUCAGCCCAAGUUUCAUUCAAAUUCAUUUUCUUCCUUUAUAUUUCUUUCUUCAGCUAUUAUACUACGUAGGAUUUCUACAUAAAUGUAUGAAAUUCUGUGGUCAUUGUUAAAGAUCGUGGAGUGCUUUUCAAUAGAAUUUCAAAGAGAACCCAGGGUUCUGAGAUUUAUAGAGCAAGGUGUGUUUGUGAGAGAAAAGGAUUACAGGUUAGACAAAGUCUCAGUUCACAUUUGAACUAGUGGUUAUUUACUGUGACCCAAAGCUUUUUCUAUGAUAUUUACCUGUCAGAACACAAAUACCUCUCUUGAAAGAUAUUUACUCAUUAGUCUAAGCACUUAAUUUGGAGGUAUGAUGGUGUGAGUGCAAAAUGAAGCAAAAAUUAAAAAUGGCCCUAAGUACUUCAGAGGUUAAUUUUUUUAAAAACAUCCCACUUUAUGCCACAUCUCUCAGUUCUCGCAGACAUUUAAUAGUCAUGCUUUAAACAUGCAUGACUAAAAAUUGCACCACCAAAAUGGUGCAAUUCACAGCUUCACCAGACUACAGCAUCAUAAAGUUAAUUUACAGUCUUUACAACAUUGCUUGUGCAGGCUUAAUGGUUUACAUUAGAAUCCUUUAAGCCAAAAGGAAGCUCACAGUAUAGAUUUAAAUGCAACUUCAUUUACCAGUGCAGGAAGUCUCAUAAAAUUCAGAUGUACUCCCACAAAAAAUUUAUUGGCCUUUUUGUAAAAGAUGAAAAAGAAUCCACAGAGUUCUCCUUAAAGAGGGGUACUUUUCUCUCUUUAUUAUUUUUAUUCUGACUACAGAGGUUAUCCUUUGUCAUGGUCCCUGUAUUUUUCUUUCAGUUGGUUUUAAGAGGGAAUGUGAAGUCAAAUCAUUAAAACAAGAUUCUUUUUUGUUAAAAAUCCUGGAUUUACUGCAGUUAUUUUGCUUGACAAAAUUCUCAACACCAGGACUGAUAGAGGUAGAUAGUAACCUGUUAUGAUAGAUUUUAGAUAAUGUUUCUCUACUUGCCAGCUCAUGGCAAAUUUACCAGUGAAUUUCAUAAUGCUAUACAAUCUCUGGAAAUGCAUUUUUCUUCCUUUGACCAUUUCCUCUUCAAUUUCUUGGUCUCUCUGCCCUCUGUGAAUGUGUCGAGUGAUCUAGUUGUCAGACGUGUUGAAGAUGAUGUUAUCUGAGGUCUGCGUUUCAGGUCUGUAAAGGUCACAGGAAGCAGGAAGUUGCUGAGCAACGUGCCUGUCUGGCCCAUUGCGUGGCCCAUUUUCAUUCUGUUUCCUCAUGAAACAUUGCAAGAUUCGAAUCCUUAGUAGCUCCCCAUUGACUGGACUCGAGUUGAUAGCCACAGCAACUGGGAGAGCAAAAUGUUGGCCUGCAGAUGGUGAAAACAUUUUCUUAGCCUUUUGGUGUUCGUUGCCAUAGCACCGUAUUUGAAAGUUGAUGCUUUAGCCAAAAGCUGAAUGGCCACCGUUUUCGUAGUUUCCACUGUUUUGUCUGCAUAGACUUCUUCCUGAACUACAAGCAAAAUCGUAUUUUGUCAAAUGUCACAAAAGUGAAAAUGUUACUAAUCUUAGAUGUGUUGCAUAUUUUGUGUUUUUCCUUUCCAAACUCUUUCAAAAGCUGCAGUUACAAAGCUGUUUGGCUGUAUUGACAGCAUGUGGUGUUUUUUGCAAAAGCAGUUCUAGGAGAGCCAGCGUCUCUCAUGGACUCCUCACAUCCCCACUCCAGGGUCGUCAACACAAGUGAAAUGGCAAUUUAGAAUGCUGUCACUUUUCAAAAGAUGAAAGGGGAUGGAAAUGAGACCUGGCUGUUAGUCACUAGUGUGUAGUACUGUGAUCUGAAGUAGGAAAUUUAACUCACAUAGAAUAAUUGUGGUUUUUGAAGCAGCUACUCAUUGCUUUUUCCUUUUGCUGUUAAGAUCAUGGAUUUGGAAUGUCCUCAUGAGGUGGGCCUAAGACAGUAACAUUUAAACUUCAUGUCUUGGAACCUACCCCCAACUGAACCCAAAGAUUACAAAGGCAGUAAGCUUCAUGUUCAGGCUUAAGCUUAGAAAUUUCCUUCCCUACCCCGCUAUGAUGUUCAGUGGGGUUUCUGUCUUUCUUUCCAGAAAUUUAUAGUUUUGAUUACAGAAUAUGUCACUGAAAUUGGUAAUAUAGUUCUUUGCAUGAAUGGAAAUAUGUAUAAAUAUUCUUUUGCAAAAGACCUGAUUACAAUGAAGAUGCCUUGUGUCUCAGAUUUUGCUAACUGUACAAAAACACUUCAUUUACUUCAAGCAUUAUUUAUACCUAAAUUCCAAAAGCGAACAAUGUUCAAUUCCCUAAAAAGUUAGUAUCUAUGGCAAGUAGAGAUUUAGUUGUGUUUCUGGUGAAUCAUCACAGGAGGGAUGUUAGUUGAAGGGGUGAUAAGUAGAAUAUCAUGCCUUAGGACUAACUCACCUUGAUAAAAAACACAGGUAUUCCAAUAAGAAUUGGGUCAAGCCAUUCUAUUAUGUAUGGCACCAUUCCCCAGUUCUGAUAGUGCUGAGAGGGAGAUCUCAGGAUGCAGCCACUGAGCCUUAACCUAGAGAAACUGAGAACCACCCUUCAGUAACAUCAAGGCUCCUCCUAAUGCAUCAUGCUCCCACUCAACACAUCUCUGCAAGAAGGUUGGGAAACACUCAGACAGCCAGAAUUUUCUGGUCAGGAGCACAGCUAUCUCCUUUUAUAAAUUGGAAUACAGACAGUUUCCAUUCUUCACACUUGCAUCCAAUCGACACAUGCACUCAAAUCCUGACCUGGAAAUCUUGCAAACAUAAGCAGGUAGAAGGAAGCUGGCUUCUUCUCCUAGCCCAAAUUAAAAACAAACAAACAAAAAACAUGAAUUGUUGUUUACCUCCGUUUUUGUAUGGAAGAAUUUAAAACAGGUUUUAUUUUGUUCUCUGUAUUUUGGGGAAGGUACCUGGGGGUGUUCUUGCAAGUGAUUCAUAUCUCAAACCCAUACCACUCUCAACUUUUAUUUGAUGUGUUCAAAGCCAAACUAAAUGAGUACAAUUUGAAAAGUGGGGCUGAACACUAAAUUUGACAUGAAGCUGAAGGAGUGAGCAAGCCGGGGAAGAGAGUUUGAAUAAAGCAUGGCCUUGGCUUCAUACCACACUUUUUGUGCCUUGUAUUAUCAAUGUAAAUUCUGAAUGUUGUACAGUAAACUUGGAUGGACUUCUUAGAGAAGGCUGCACUGGCUUCUUUUCAGCACAUGUACAGAUCUAUAAAUAUAUAUACAUAUAUAUUUGGUAAUGCCAAACAGUUGUGUUAUAUUGUACUGAACAAAAUGGACAGUUGGAUGUUUUAUGUAGAGUUCGAAAAAAAACUGAAUGGUUACAGACUUUUCAAGAUAAAUGUACAGCGUAAAUUACCGCAUAUCAGUUAUUUAUGAAUAAAGAGUCUUUUAUUGACA
Chinchilla lanigera (long-tailed chinchilla) is the source of this 8775-nucleotide messenger RNA. RefSeq names its product unc-5 netrin receptor D (gene Unc5d). The record is from RefSeq and is a predicted model, not a curated record. Bases 1 to 2877 code for a protein of 958 amino acids. Gene Ontology annotation, molecular function: netrin receptor activity; protein binding. Lineage: Eukaryota; Metazoa; Chordata; Mammalia; Rodentia; Chinchillidae. The transcript has 19 exons. Gene Ontology annotation, cellular component: membrane. Gene Ontology annotation, biological process: netrin-activated signaling pathway.